AUGCGAGCAGAGAGCAGAGUGCGCAAUAUGGUAUCUUUAUCAGAAAUCACACCGUAUUUUAGCAUUUACGGUUUCUUUUUCACACUUAUCUUUGGCACAGUUGGGGGAAUCUUUAAUCUUCUCACGUUUUCAUCACAAGAUUUUCGAACAAAGUCCUGCGUAUUCUAUUUGAUUUGCUCCUCAUUAGCUGACCUGCUUUUCAUUAAUGUUGGCAUUAUACUUCGUUUUUCAACGGAAUACUUUGGAAAUACUCUGGUCAGUACCAGUGAUGGCAUUUGUAAAGCACGUGCCUACUUGUUGGUAUGUUUACCAACGAUGGCAGCAUGGUGCGUUGUAUUGGCAACAUUCGAUCGAUUUGCUUCGGCAUCGUCAAAUGGGAGAUUGCGACAACUCAAUUCAAUUUCUUUCGCUCGACGUUCAGUUAGCAUAGCGAUGAUCUGCAUUAUAACUUCCUGUAGUUUUCAUCCGUUUAUAUUUAAGAUUCGCAAUAGUGUAUGCGCAGCGUCGUCAGGUUUUCCGACGAUAGCAACAGCUCUGUAUGCUAUCAUCUUCUCUUGUAUUAUGCCUUGUACCGCUGUGAUCACCCUUGGCUCUAUGACAUGGUCGAACGUGAGAAAAUCUCAGCAACGAGUAACACCGAUGGAGAAUUCUCACGGUCAAUCAACUGGUCUGCGACGUUUAAAUCGACAACUGUUUAUUCUGGUAUUUGUACAUGCUGUUGUAAUAUCUGUGCUCACGAUACAACGGAAUGUCACUUAUACAUAUAACGUACUUACAAGUUCUAUACAAAAAAGUGUUGAACGGCAAACAGUAGAAUAUUUCAUCAUACAAGUGAGCACUAUACUCUAUUACACGAAUUUUGGUCUGUCUUUUUAUGUGUACUAUGGUUCGAGUUCAAUGUUCCGACAAGUAUAUUGGAAGUCCGUGAAACAAUUGCUGCAUAAAUGUUGUUCGUGUUGUAAACGCAAUUAA
Adineta ricciae is the source of this 972-nucleotide messenger RNA. The record is from the annotation of a GenBank genome assembly. Lineage: Eukaryota; Metazoa; Rotifera; Eurotatoria; Adinetida; Adinetidae.